This is a messenger RNA of Guyanagaster necrorhizus, 594 nucleotides long. RefSeq lists its product as uncharacterized. The coding region runs from base 1 to 594 and encodes 197 amino acids. The record is from RefSeq and is a predicted model, not a curated record. Gene Ontology annotation, molecular function: protein binding. The transcript has 2 exons. NCBI's taxonomy places the organism in Eukaryota, Fungi, Basidiomycota, Agaricomycetes, Agaricales, Physalacriaceae.
AUGCCGACACCCUUAGAGUCAGAGUCAGACCAGCCCGAACCGUCCACCUCUACUCCCGAACAGCCGGCUGAACCGACCAGCGCUGUGCCGACCAACGGCGACUGGCAGGCCAUCUUUUCGCCCCAGCACAACACGUACUAUUUUUACAACACCGUCACCUCCCAGACCACAUGGGAGAACCCUCUCAUCCCACCCCAACCCCAACCCCAACCACAACCUGAAUCAGCUUACGACGCCGCCCUCGCAGCAGGCAUCGAUCCCUCCCUUGCCUACCUCGACCCCACCCUCGCUGCCGGUCCCAGCGCCAGCAGUAGCGGUCCCUACACCGCCACCGCAAAGUUCAAUGCCCGCACAGGCCGCUUCACCGCCAACGACGCACGCGACCCGACCCACAUGUCAGAGUAUGAGCGCGCCAAGCGCAUGAGUGAGUUUUAUUUCGACGUCGCUGCCUGGGAGUCCCAGAGGGAUCGGGAGCAACAAGAGGAAGAGGCAGAGGGAAAGAAGAGGAAGAGGCCGAGUAAGAAGGAUUUGGAGCGCUUCAAGGAGCAAAAGAGGCUCAAGAAGAUUGCAAAGACUGCUUGGCUUCGAACUUGA